AUGUUUGGUUUGAGUUUAGGUGAUGCUCUUGGUGCUCAUGUAGAAUUCAGACCUCACAGUUAUUUAGCAGCUAAUCCAGUAACUGACUUAGUAGGAGGUGGAACAUGGGGUCUAAAAAAAGGACAAUUUACUGAUGAUACUUCUAUGGCUCUUUGUUUGGCUAAUUCACUCAUUGCUUGCCGAGAUUUUGUUCCAUAUGAUCAACUAGUUCGUUACAAAUGGUGGUAUCGUCAUGGAUAUAUGUCAUCUACUGGUCAUUGUUUUGAUAUAGGUGCAGCUACUAGACAAUCAAUCCAAGAAUUUGAAAAGCGACAAAAAACGUUUGCACAUGAUCAUGAUAUUAUCUUUGAACAAAUAGAUUAUCUAUCUGAUCGUGACCUUCUUCAUGCAUUUGAUAUACAUUGUAGUAAAGAAGAUGUAGCUGGUAAUGGUGCUUUGAUGCGUCUUGCACCUGUACCACUUUUCUUCUUUCGAAGUCCAGAUCUAGCUGUAGAUUAUUCAGGUAUUAGUGGUCAAAUUACACAUGGAGAUGAAAAAGCUUUUGAUGCAUGUCGUUAUUAUGGUGCUCUAAUUGUAGCUGCUAUUCAAGGUGAAGAUAAAAAUAAACUGACUAGUAAUAGAUUUUAUGAUGAUCAUCAAGAAUGGUUUGGUAAUAAAACUCUUCAUCCUGAUAUAAUGACAAUUGCACAAGGAUCAUAUAAAAAAACAGGUGGAUAUGAAGAUGGAAUACGAGGUAAAGGAUAUAUAGUGAAUGCUUUGGAAGCUGCUUUAUGGGCUUUUUGGAGUGAUGAUAAUUCAUUUGAGAUAGGUGCACUAAAAGCUGUUAAUCUUGGUGAUGAUACAGAUACAACAGCAGCUAUCUAUGGUCAAUUAGCUGGAGCUUACUAUGGUUACAAGAAGUUACCAGAGAACUGGUUAGAAUGUGUGUAUGCCAAAGAAUUCAUUUUAUGUGUGAGUAGCUGGCUUGCCUUCGAAGGAGAAAAAUGGUCUAUGAUUCAAGCGAAUCCUGCCCCUAAGGAACUAAUAUAUUCUGUUUAUGGCAGUGCGCUCUUUUUAAAAUUUAUUUUCUUGGAAGCUCUCAAGUUAGAAUCGCCACAAAACCAAAAGAAAGUAACAAUGAAGAAUACUUUAUCAAAUAUUCUUGUACGCAAGGCUAUCACUUCUGACGGUGUACUCGGUGGUUGUUAUGAUGGAUGGCGAGAUCAUAUUUUAGUAUCGGAACGUAUCAAUUUGACUAUGAAAGAAGAUUACUCAUAUCUACCAAUUAAAUGUGAGAUAAAAAGAGGUGACAAGCAUGAAAAUCGAAAUCUGCUUAGUCUUGUUGAUUUUCCUAUCGAUCUUCGGUUAAGUGUGUUAUCAAAUUUGGUUACACCAACUGGUAUCGCUUCAGUUCUCGAUUAUCCAUAUGCAAUUGAUGAAUAUUCUCGUAUCUUUUACUAUUCAUACCUUGUUCGAAAGAAGGCGUCGCUUGAUAGGUACGAAAUUCAAUCCAAAAUACCUAGAAGUUCUGCCACGCACAUCAUUACUGCAAUAGAUUGGGGCAUUGAUGUUGUUGUACUACUCAGAUUACCACCUGAGAAUACGAAAAUGAUCGAUACCGCACUUCAUGACAUUUACCAAUCUAUGAGACAUGACAUUGAACCAAAUAAUGAUGAACAUGCAUUGAGUCGAAUUCUUUCUACAUGUGUCUAUUCAAAUCGGUCUGAUUUAGUAAGUCAAUCAACAUUACUACAAGUAUGUCAAGCAAUUUUGAAAAUCAAAAAGAAUACUUCUGAUCAGCAAGCUUGCAACUAUAUUCUUCAUCCUAUCAACAUAUUUUAUUCAAAUGGAAAUGAAGAAAACAUCAAAUUUAUUCCCAUUGAGAAAAGAAUCGCAACAAGAAUCGAAAACCAUUGGCUUCGAUUAUCCUCUAUCAAUAAAAUAUGGGAAGCAUUUCGAAAAAAUACUAAUGCUGAUAUUUUGGAGACUUAUCUAAAAGAACAGUUCGAUGCAAUGCAUACCAGGAUCUUAGAACUAACACAACGAUAUGAUGCUGAAAAACAAAAAUGUCAAGAAGGGUUUUCACAUAUUCGUCAAGAAUUUUUUACUGAUAAGAUUAUCAAUGUUGUCUUCGUCGGUAAAUUAGGGGUUGGCAAAUCAACACUUAUCAACACAAUUGCUAACUGUUUGAAGUUUGGAACAUUCUCAGAGACUCGAUCAGGAAACUCUGUCCCGCAUGUUUUCGUUCCAUUCAUGGUUUCGCUUAUGACUGAUGCAGAACCACACGUCAUUCAACUUGGCACUAAAGAUCCAAACGAAGAUCAUAAUCCUCCUGAUCAUUGCACAACCCAGCGUUGCAAAUCGCAUACAUUUGAUAUUGGAAAUGGUAAACAAUUACGCAUCAUUGAUACACCUGGCAUUGGUGAUGCUUGCGGCCAGACUCAUGAUGAUAUAACAAUACAGCAUAUUCUAUCAUGUAUCUCAAAUCUAACGUAUUUGAACGCUAUCUGUGUUGUGAUAGAGUCAAAUGACUCUGAACUCAUUUGUUAUCGAAAGCUUUUAAUGGAGUUGCUCAAUUUACUUGGAAAAGAGGCACAUGACAAACUGAUCUUUUGUUUCACCAAAUGUCUAUCCACUUCAAAUGAUGACAGUGAAAGAAAGACUCGCAUUCAAUCAUUGCUUCAAUCACUACCCUUUCGAGGAAUCGAUUGGAGAUACGAUCGUAUACUUCAAUUUGAUAGUACUUUUUUUCUUCAUUUGGCUCAGGCACGCUGGUCUGAUCCUCAGGAGGCAUUAUGUGAGCAGAGUUGGUCUCUUUCAAAGAAAGCAGUUGAGCAACUCAUGCAUUAUGUUCGUCAAAACGAUUGCCCAUAUCUGAUACAUCAAGGAUUACACGGAUUAGAAUAUGCACGACUUAAAAUUGUACAGAUGAUUCGUCCAAUAAUGGAAUCAAUACGAAAUAUUCUUCGAAAUCAACUUUUACAAAAUGCUGAAUCUUCAUUUAAAUGGAUUGAGUUACAUCCAAAACCUAUUCAAAGACCUUCAGCUAUAUGCUAUUUUUGCGAGCGUCCAUUACGACAAUAUAAUCACUUUUGGAUCAGUUGUGACUCUUUACACGAGUGUCGAAAUCGCUGUGAAUAUUGUUCAUGUGAUGCAGAACAACAUGUCCAAGUUGAUUAUCAACUUGAUUAUGAAUUAGUCGAUAAACUGAACUAUCAACUAGAUGAUUCAGUUAACUGUACUCUUAUUGAUCAAUUAAAAAAAUUAAAUAUUGAAGAAUUAACAAAUAAUUAUCGUGAAAAACUUAACCAAUGGCGUGAUGAUUGUUAUAUAAUAAUUAAUAAAUUUUAUGAAGAAAAAUAUCAAGAAUUAAAUCAACAUUGUAUUCAACAAAUUGCUUUAUUACAAAUAGAAAUUGAUCAAAUACGAUCAAAACUAACAAAAUUUAUAUGUGAACAAAAUAUUACAAUAGAUGAUCUAAAAACAUUACAACGAAAUAUAGAUGAUGUUAACCCUUUACGGCCGAAUGUUGCCAUUUGGCUACAUUUUCCCGUAUAG
Molecule: messenger RNA, 3537 nt
Organism: Rotaria sp. Silwood2
Lineage: Eukaryota; Metazoa; Rotifera; Eurotatoria; Philodinida; Philodinidae
Source: the annotation of a GenBank genome assembly